UGUAAGCUGUGUAAGUCAAUGUGAGUGGUCUCGGAUAUUUCAUAUAUUUGCCUCUCUUUUCUUCCAUAUCCUUCGUAAAAUGGCCCCGCCGAAAGCUAAGGCUGCUGAGAAAUCAGCUGGUAAACCCGCUGAUAAAAAAACAGAAAAAAAAGCUGAAAAAAAACCAGCACCAGCUGCAGCAAAGGUUACCAAACCAGCAGCAAAACCAGCAGCUAAAAAAACAGCUCCAGCUAAACCAGCACAAAAAGCAGCAGCAAAGACUGUUAAAGCAACAACUAAACCAGUUACUGCUAAACCAGUCACUGCUAAACCAAAAGUGCAAAAAAAUGUUGCACCAGCCAAGAAAGGUGCAGCCAAAAACAAAGCUGCUGCAUUAUUGCAAAAAGCUUUGAAGACCCAAAAGAAGGUCUUGAAAGGUAUCCAUGGAACCAGGGUGAGGAAAAUCCGCACAUCAGUGCAUUUCCACAGACCAAAGACCUUCCGUCCACCAAGAAAUCCAAAAUACCCACGUAAAUCUGUUCCAAACAGAAAUCGUAUGGAUGCUUACAACAUCAUCAAAUUCCCAUUGACAACUGAAGCAGCCAUGAAAAAAAUUGAAGACAACAACACACUUGUCUUUAUUGUGCACACUCGUGCCAAUAAAUAUCAUGUCAGAGCAUCAGUCAAGAAAUUGUAUGAUGUUGAUGUUGCCAAGGUUAACACCCUCAUCAGACCUGAUGGCAAAAAGAAGGCCUAUGUACGUCUUACAAGUGAUUAUGAUGCACUUGAUGUUGCCAACAAAAUUGGAAUCAUAUAAACAAUUCAUUUUAUUAUAAUGUUUACAAAUAAAAAAAAUUAUAAAAAAAUUAUUUGGUUGAUUAUCAAUAAAUGUCAUCAUGUCAUCAACUA
Messenger RNA from Aphidius gifuensis, 888 nucleotides. It is a transcript of the gene RpL23A, whose product is annotated as 60S ribosomal protein L23a. Gene Ontology annotation, molecular function: structural constituent of ribosome; rRNA binding. Lineage: Eukaryota; Metazoa; Arthropoda; Insecta; Hymenoptera; Braconidae. Gene Ontology annotation, biological process: ribosomal large subunit assembly; translation. The coding region runs from base 80 to 796 and encodes 238 amino acids. The transcript has 4 exons. The record is from RefSeq and is a predicted model, not a curated record. Gene Ontology annotation, cellular component: cytosolic large ribosomal subunit; ribosome.